This is a messenger RNA of Aspergillus niger, 1077 nucleotides long. RefSeq lists its product as uncharacterized. The record is from RefSeq and is a predicted model, not a curated record. The transcript is spliced from 5 exons. The coding region runs from base 1 to 1077 and encodes 358 amino acids. NCBI's taxonomy places the organism in Eukaryota, Fungi, Ascomycota, Eurotiomycetes, Eurotiales, Aspergillaceae.
AUGCCGACAGAGCUAGAAGAGCUUGUUGAAUUCCUCCACCAUGGAAACACACCGAUCAGACAGAUUGCAUGCGAAAAUCUAGUCGGCUUUUCGGUCUCACAGCCGGAACUCUUCAAACGCCACCAGCUUCUACCAGUCCGUGACUUGAAGCUUUUGGUCCGCGACUACACACCUAUCGCCAAAAAUGCGAUAACAAUACUUAUCAACCUUUCAGCCGAUGAGGAAGUCUUAGCGGCUCUUGCCGAAGACGAUGCUUUUGUCGAAACUCUUUUAGUCAAACUGGCGAAUGUCAAGGAGCCGAAUGCGGAUGAUGUCGCCAUGUUGUUUGCCAACCUUGCGAAAUCAGAAAAGAUGAAGAAAUUGUUCACGCUGAAACGGAAGGUUCCAGAGGGGGUAUCCAGUUCUGCUAAUGCGAUCGAUCAGCUGAUGGACUGUUUUGUUAAAGGAGCCGAGGGCGCACUUAACAAACACGCCAAUUUCGACUAUCUGUCAUAUUUGUUUGCUGAUCUCUCGAAAUAUGAGGAAGGGCGGGCCUACUUCACUACAAAACAAGAGUACGAUGAUGUUGUACCAGUGACGAAACUAACCGUGUUCACGGAACAUACGAGUGGGAUCCGGAGAAAAGGUGUCGCGUCAACUAUCAAGAACGUUGCAUUUGACCUACCUUUCCAUCCCAAACUCCUGUCCGAAGAUGAGGCUGAUAUUCUUCCCUAUAUCUUGUUGCCUAUCAUGGGCCCUGAGGAAUAUGAUGAGGAAGAAUCUAUGGAUAUGCUGCCAGAUCUCCAGCUGCUGCCGCCCGACAAACAAAGAGACAGCGACACUAGUAUCAUUGUGACACACCUUGAGACUCUGCUGCUGCUUACCACGACGCGUGAAGGACGGGAUAAGAUGAGGGCCAUCAAAGUAUAUCCUAUAAUCCGAGAAUGUCACCUCCAUGUUGAUGACGACGCUGUUCGGGAAGCCUGCGAUAGGCUAGUUCAAGUUUUGAUGCGGGAUGAAGAGGGCGAAGAAAAGCCGCAUCCGCCUAUCGACAGAAAUGCAUAUGAUGACGACCAAAAGGUUGAGGAGCUAUUUUAA